This is a messenger RNA of Symsagittifera roscoffensis, 363 nucleotides long. RefSeq lists its product as uncharacterized. The transcript has a single exon. Bases 1 to 363 code for a protein of 120 amino acids. NCBI's taxonomy places the organism in Eukaryota, Metazoa, Xenacoelomorpha, Acoela, Convolutidae. The record is from RefSeq and is a predicted model, not a curated record.
AUGGGCACCAAAUUCCCGGACUUGCAGCGUCUCCGCCGAAAUGAUCGCGCAAUGAUUCGCUGUAUCUGUGGCACCAAACUGGAUGAUGACAUUCCCACGGCUGCACUUCACCAGAAACUGGGGGUCGUUGAGAUCACGUCUGUCCUACGAAUACGACGUCUCAGAUGGUUUGGACACGUGCAACGUGCCUCGUCAUGCAUCAGCUCCGUCACCAGCAUGGAAAUCCUUGGCCGCAGAGGAAGACCCAGAAAGGCGUGGUCAGAGUGUGUGAGUAAUGAUGUUAGUAUCUGCAACAUGUCUGGCACCGAUCCGCGGGACAGGGAAGGAUGGAGAGCAGGAGUUAGACGUUGCCAACCUCAGUGA